AUGGCGAGUAUUCUCCGCAAUAUCAUCGUCGUGGGAGGCUCCUACGUGGGCAAGACCACCGCUCAGGAGUUGGCCCGUGUGGCCCCGGAGACGCAUCGUGUCCUGUUGAUCGAGCCCCACAGUCAUUUUCACCACCUCUUCACUUUUCCCCGUUUUGCUGUUGUGUCCGGCCAAGAGCAUAAGGCUUUCAUUCCCUAUACCGGUCUCUUCGCCCGUUCGAGUCCGACGCGGCAUGUGGUAAUCCAGGCCCGUGCCAUUUCUGUCGAGCCUGAACGGAUCCUCCUCGAUCGUGAAUGGCAGGGAUCGCGUCAUAUCAACUUCGACUACCUAGUCGUGGCGACGGGAACACGACUUGCGCAGCCGGCUGGUAUGAAGCACGACGAUAAACUCUCGUCCGUGGCCUACCUACAGAAGCACCAGGCCGAUGUGCAACGAUCCCGGUCCAUCCUCAUUGUCGGCGGAGGCGCUGUCGGGGUGCAGAUGGCGACGGAUCUGAAGGAAUGCUACCCGGACAAAGAAGUCACCGUGGUGCAGUCACGUGCGCAAUUGAUGCCAGGGUUCCAUGAGCAGCUGCACGCGCUGGUCAAGGAGCGAUUUGACGAGUUGGGUGUCCGAUUCGUUACGGGCUUGCGCGUCGUGGUGCCGGAGGGCGGAUUCCAGAACGACGGACAUUCAUUCGAAGUGCAACUCACCGACGGCUCGCGGAUCUCUACCGAAUUCGUUAUUCUGGCAACCGGACAAACACCAAACAACAGCCUGAUUCGGGGUCUCGCGCCUUCGGCCACCGAGUCCCUGAUAAAUCCUCUAAACGGCUUCAUUCACAUCCGGCCGACGAUGCAAUUCCGAGACCCCCAAUACUCCAAGCUCUUCGCUGUCGGCGAUAUCGCAGACACCGGACUGCGCAAGGCGGCUCGUCCAGGUUCAGCACAGGCAGCAGUUGUUGCAAAGAACAUCCAGGCGAUGAUUGAGGGUCGCAACCCGGAAGAGGCAUUUCCGCGAAUGCCGGCAGCAAUUCAUCUAACUCUGGGCAUGAAAUACAAUGCCAUCUUUCGAAACCCCAACGAGGCCGAAGGACAGACAGAGCCGACUAUCUUCAAAAAGGACGAUGGCCAAGAGGAUAUGAACGUGGAGGGCUUCUGGCAGAGGUUGGGGGUGGAAAUCAAUAAUGCCAACCAAUACCACCUGUGA
Messenger RNA from Aspergillus steynii IBT 23096, 1188 nucleotides. Its product is annotated as NAD(P)/FAD-dependent oxidoreductase. Gene Ontology annotation, molecular function: flavin adenine dinucleotide binding; electron-transferring-flavoprotein dehydrogenase activity. Bases 1 to 1188 code for a protein of 395 amino acids. The record is from RefSeq and is a predicted model, not a curated record. The transcript is spliced from 7 exons. Gene Ontology annotation, cellular component: cytoplasm. NCBI's taxonomy places the organism in Eukaryota, Fungi, Ascomycota, Eurotiomycetes, Eurotiales, Aspergillaceae.